AUGUCUCCACCACUACCCUCUAUCGCCCUCUCCUUCCUCAACCACCUCCACCGCACCGGCUUCCCGCACACCCUCUCAACCUACGCCGCCAUCACCAAAAUGUUCGCUUUCUGGAACCUUCCCAGAAAACUAGACUCCCCCUUUCUCCACCUCAUUACCCUCUCAAAACACCACCUUCUUCCCUUACACCUCUUUCAACUCUUCGAAAUACUCUUCCAAGACUUCGACCACCAUAACCAUUACUUGCUCAGAGCUUUUGGUGGCUUUGUCAAAACCUGUGUCAGUCUCGACAUGUUUGUUGAGGCCAUUGAUUUCUUGUUCCAAAUUGGGCGCCGCGGAAUUGUCCCGGAUGUUCUCACUUGCAACUUCCUCUUCAACAGGUUGGUGGAACAGGGCGAGGUCGAUAAAGCACUGGCCGUUUUUGAGCAACUCAAGAGGUUUGGUUUCAGACCCAAUUGUUAUUCCUAUGCAAUUGUCAUCAAGGCGUUGUGUGAAAAGGGUGACUCGAGUCAAGCUGGUUGUGUUUUUGAGGAAAUGGAGACUUACAUUGAAGGAUUUUGUAAUAAACAUAAGUUUGCUAUUGGGUAUAAGUUGCUGAAGGAAUGGACAAAGAGUAAUGCCCCUUUGGAGGUUUAUGCAUACACUGCGGUUGUUCGCGGGUUUUGUAAUGAGAUGAAGUUGGAUGAGGCUCAGGGUGUGCUUGAUGACAUGGAGAGGCAAGGGUUGGUUCCUGAUGUGUCUGUUUAUUCUGCAUUGAUUGAAGGGUAUUGUAAGGGUCAUAAUCUGAGCGAGGCUCAGGGUGUGCUUGAUGACAUCGAGAGGCAAGGGUUGGUUCCUGAUGUGUCUGUUUAUUCUGCAUUGAUUAAAGGGUAUUGUGAGGCUCAUAAUCUGAGCGAGGCUUUGGCUUUGCAUGAUAAGAUGAUUUCGAAGGGUGUGAAGACAAAUCGUGUUAUUUUCGGUUACAUUCUGUUUUGUUUGUGCGAGAUGGACCUUACUUUUUUCAAGGUGAUGGAUCAGAUAGAGGAACCGAAGAAGUCCGAGAUGUUGCUUGAGGAGAGCCGUUGGGAUAUACUUAAAUUUUAG
Molecule: messenger RNA, 1083 nt
Organism: Vigna angularis (adzuki bean)
Lineage: Eukaryota; Viridiplantae; Streptophyta; Magnoliopsida; Fabales; Fabaceae
Product: pentatricopeptide repeat-containing protein At2g26790, mitochondrial-like
Exons: 1
Coding region: 1-1083 (360 amino acids)
Molecular function (GO): protein binding
Source: RefSeq, a predicted model, not a curated record